AGUUGUCACUUUUCCAAAAUAAUUCAUAUUUCAGAAUAUUUUCGUAUUUUACUUCUACAGGCGUUUCUUGAAAUGUAAAACCAUGUCCCAGUGUGUAAAUGAAAAUAUAUCGGAAAUUAUUGUUCAAGAAAAUGGUGCUGGUGAUGCAAAAAAUCCGGACAGCAAGGCGACAAAACUAAAUAUAGAAUUGAAAAAUCGUUUGAGAAAAUACAUAAAAAAGUUGGACGAAACAGGCACAAGCAUUACAAAACAAGAGAGUGAGAAAAUUGAAAUCGACACAUUUAAACAGUUAUACAAACCAAAACUUGAUGAUGACGAGGAAUCCUACAAGAAAAUACCCAAAUUCUAUUUCAAAUUACCUCGCCCUGAUGACAUUUUAGCACAAAAAUUAAGAGAAGAAGCCAGAGCGCAAUUUUUGCAGAAAAAAAGUAAAGAAUUACUAGAUAAUAAUGAAUUAAAGCAUCUUUGGAGUUUGCUGGAGAAAUCUAAUGGGAGCUAUAGUAUGGCUAACAAUGAUGAGUUGACUAUAGAUUAUUUGCAGUUUAGAAAGAUUAGAGAUGAUGCUGGACCCAAAUACAGGCCAUAUUUCACAGCAGAAGUUUUCGGUCGUCUACAAGCAGCAGAAGGAGGAAUGGGGAAGGUUCGUGCAGUGUCCCUCUUCAACUAUGUGAUGAGAAGGGUGUGGCUACAGCAGACCAGAAUUGGUCUGUCACUUUAUGAUGUCACUGGGCAGGGAUAUUUGACAGAACAUGACCUAGAAAGUUACAUAGCAGAAUUGGUACCCUCAUUAGCAGCACUAGACGGACUGGAUUCAUCAUUUACAUCAUUCUACGUUUGCACAUGCGCGAGGAAAUUCCUGUUCUUCCUAGACCCUUUAAGGAUUGGUAGAGUGAGAAUUCGAGAUGUGCUGUCUUGCUCUUUCUUAGAUGAUUUGCUGGAGCUCCGGGAAGAAGACCUGCCGAUGGAGCUCCAAGAGCAGAACUGGUUCAGUGCAGCAUCAGCUCUACGUGUUUACGGGCAGUAUCUAAACCUGGAUAGAGAUCAUAAUGGAAUGCUCAGUAUUAAUGAAUUAGCUGGAUAUGGUUCCGGGACUCUAACCCGAGCGUUUCUCCAACGCGUGUUCCAACAAUGCCUAACAUAUGACGGUGAAAUGGACUACAAGACCUAUUUAGACCUAGUUCUAGCCCUAGAAAAUAGGAAACAGCCAGCAGCGUUAGCGUAUCUAUUUAGAAUAUUGGAUAUCAAUUCGCAGGGAUAUUUGGAUGCGUUUACGUUGAAUUAUUUUUUUAAGGCGAUCCAAGAGCAAAUGGUAGCGCACGGUGCAGAACCAGUAAACUUCGACGACGUGAAAGACGAAAUCUUCGACAUGAUACGUCCCGAGCAUCCAACUCGCAUCACCUUACAAGAUUUAAUAAGAAGCGGCCAUGGGCAUACUGCAGUCUCUAUUCUGUUGGAACUACAUGGUUUCUGGGCUUAUGAGAACAGAGAGGCAUUGGCAGCAGCUGGAGACCAUAGCACCUGACAGUGGGACAAACUAAAGUUUGAGAAAAAGAAUUUUUACAUUAUUUAAUAAUGCAUUAUCUGAAGAUAGACUACUUCGAAUACCAGUGAUCUUUGAACCACCUAGUUGCGCUACGCCUAGCAUGCGCGUGCGCUUCGAAAACGUGUCAUAAAGGAGUGGCAGGCCACAAAAUUAAAAUUAAGUUAAAAAUCCAAAUCUUCGUUAUAUUACUUAUUUAAUGUUCUACCCUAUUAUCAUUGCGUAGUUCCCAGUAUGCAAAACACGUAAACGAAGAAUUUUUGAUAUACAAGUCAGCAAGGACAGAUACCUUGAUCAUCUUAACGACAGGAAAAUUAUCCUAGAAGAAUUGUCUAUGAAUUUCGAUAGGCAUUCACAGAUUAAAAAAAAAAUUGUAAUCAACAGGAUAAAAGGCAAUUUUCAAAUUAUUUUUCACGCCACUAGAUCCGGGCCCUGUAGUCUCGUUCUCCGUCUGACAUCUAUGUAAUACUCGACUUAAUUAAAAGGGGUGCGGUUCGUUUUAUAUAACAACCAAUUACAGAUUUUAUGCGUGAUAUCACUGAGUAUAAUAGACGAUUGAUAUAACAACUUUCAAUCUAAUAUACCGAUGCAUUGACUUACAAAUAAAUGGACGACGGGUCUAAUACAAAAACCACGAAAAAAAU
Messenger RNA from Hyposmocoma kahamanoa, 2184 nucleotides. Its product is annotated as serine/threonine-protein phosphatase 2A regulatory subunit B'' subunit gamma-like. Lineage: Eukaryota; Metazoa; Arthropoda; Insecta; Lepidoptera; Cosmopterigidae. The record is from RefSeq and is a predicted model, not a curated record. Bases 83 to 1522 code for a protein of 479 amino acids. The transcript has 8 exons. Gene Ontology annotation, cellular component: spindle; centrosome. Gene Ontology annotation, biological process: regulation of dephosphorylation; T cell homeostasis; B cell homeostasis.